GCCGCAGCCGCCAGGGGCCGGUCCCCCGCCGGGCGGAGGAGGAGGAGGAGGAGGAGGAGGAGAGGGAGAGACGGCGGUCCCGGCCGCCGUAACCGCUCCCCAUCCCGCCCGCUGGUGCCGCCCCCAGUAUGGCGACACGGUAGAGGAGCGGCUGCGCCAGGGUGACCGCCCCCUCCCGCCUCCCUCGGCACGGGCACGGCGCGCCGCGGGCGAGCGAGCGGCCUCGGCGGCGGCGCUGCUGCCGCCGUUGCCCCCCACAGGGCUCAGCGGCGGCGGAGGAUGGCGGCGGCGGGCACGGCGGCGGCAGCGGGCGCAGCGGCAGCAGCGGCGGCGCCGAGCGGCCGCGCGGCGGGAGCCAGCAACGUCCCGAGCAGCUCAUGGUGGCGCCCCAGACCCGCGAGCAGCGGCCGCGCCGGGGCCGCCAGCUGAGCCGGAUCCCGGCGGGCGGCUCUCCCCUCUCGACACCGACCCACCGAGCGACCCGUUCCCCUUUCCCCGGCGCGCCCUCUUCCCCCCCCUCCCCGGCGCGACCCGUGCCUCGGAUCGCCCCCGCCGGGGCCGGACUCCCGCCACCCCCGGGGCGCCGCGGGGAAGGCGGCGGCGAAGUGCACCGGGCGGCGGCGGCGGGACCAUGGGCGCCAAGCAGAGCAGUCCCACCGCCGCCAAUGGCCGCACCCGGGCGUACUCGGGCGGGGAUUUACCUUCCUCCAGCAGCAGCAGCAGCGGCGGCGGCGGCGCUAACGGGACCGGCGGGCGCUCGGCAGGCGCUGGCGGGCGGUACGCGCACCUGGCGGCGGCGCCGCAUGCUGCUCCCGGCGGCGCGGCGGCGGCGGCAGCAGGAGGAGCGGCGGCGGGGGGUGCCGCGGGGUCGGCACCCCGGAGCAGGUCCUUAGGAGGGGCCACCGCCUCCGGGGCCCGGGCGGCGCAGUCCGCCUUCAACAUCCCCCACAGCAGCGGCCCCUACGGCUCGCAGGACUCGGUCAGCAGCACCCCGGAGGAGGGCGGCCGGGAGCGGCCCGCGGGGGGCGGCGGCGGCGGCUCCGGCUCCUCCGGCGGGCCCCGGCUAGUGAUCGGCUCGCUGCCCGCUCACCUCUCGCCGCACCUGUUCGGAGGAUUCAAGUGCCCUGUAUGUUCAAAAUUUGUAUCUUCCGAUGAAAUGGAUUUACAUCUUGUGAUGUGUUUGACAAAACCAAGGAUAACCUACAAUGAGGAUGUGCUGAGUAAAGAUGCUGGGGAGUGUGCAAUAUGCCUGGAAGAGCUGCAGCAAGGAGAUACUAUAGCACGGCUGCCUUGCCUCUGCAUAUAUCAUAAAGGCUGCAUAGAUGAAUGGUUUGAAGUAAAUAGAUCUUGCCCUGAGCAUCCAUCAGAUUAAGACAAGAUUCAUGUUUUUAGCUGCUUCCACUGAUCAGAAAACAUAGGAGACGUGAGGUUCCCUUGCUGAACUGCCUGGCUUGAGACUUCCAGUUUUUUGUGGCUGAAAAAGGCAAAGGUGGACAGUGACAUGGAAAAAGCAUUGCAGACACCGGUUGCUUGCCAGUAGUGCUCAGUAUACCAAACACUCAUGCAAAGGACACACAGGGAUCUUGAAAAUGCUGCACAUUCUCUAACAAUCAACUCCCCACAAACAUUAUUGACACUAUUUUGUAUUGAAGGCCAAAGUUUGUAAUUUCAGCCUAAGUUCCAGUUCUGUGAAGAAGCGGGUUGUUGGACAAGUUUCCCACUGCCUCAAGUGGAAAUGGAGACGUUCGAUACGCGCUAUCCGAGACCCUGGCAGGAGGACGGCCCCGGGUUUGAGUGGGAACGUUUUCACCUUCUCGUUGGCUGAAGAAGAGUAAAUGGCAAACUAAAUAUAAUCUAACAGUGUGACCUUACUUUACUGAAUUCACACCCUGUUUUACGUUCUUCACUUUUUUUCAAGAACAAAAAACAUAAACUUCUCUGCAUAGGAAUAUUAUAUUUCAAAAUUUUGUAACUAAACCUUUGUCACAAUGCAGUCCAAAGAGUAAAACCAGGACAGGUAACUAAUUUAUAUUGAUCCAGCUAUAGGGGUUGUUGAAAUCUGCAUAUUGUAUUGCUAUUUAAGUAACUAAAACUUCUCUUUUACUGCUUGUGAGUAAAAACAACAAAAAAAAAUGCAGCAAAGCAAAAUCUUACAGCUAUGCAACUUUUUUUUAAAUAGGAAAAAAAGAAUUACCAAUUUUAAGUGCUGCCAGUUAAGGUAAUUUGUUUAACGGGUAUUUUUUUAAAAAUGUUUCAGGUAAUUAUUUUAUUGUACUACUCUCAUCUCCAGGCUGCCUCCUGAGGUGUAAAUGAAUAACUGCAAAUGUGGGCACAGCGAGAGGGUUUUUUUACAGGCAUGGGUGAGAUAACAUCGAGGUGGGAUUUAAGUUUAAUUUUUAAAACACACGCAAGUUUUUGUUUCCUUGUUUAAAUGGUUGUGUUUUUUUUUUGAUGUCAGGAUCUUAGUACUUUGCAUCUAAAUCCUUGGUGUCUACAUGGAGACCAGCAUUUGACAGCGUGGUUUCUUUCUUUAAAAAAUGCACCUGCAUUUGCUUAAUUUAUUAAUAAUUUACUGUAUUAUGUUGGUAUAACCAGGCCUCCAUGAAACACAGGAUGUCUCUGUGGGGUUACACCAAGUAAAACUGUGGAUUAGUAUUAGUUCCCAUAAAGUAUCGCAGUUUGGGGGGUGGGGUGGGAUAAUAAACUGGAACAGAUAGAUAUCAGGGCUUAGAAGCAUACUUUUUAUAUCAAGAAUUAAUUGUAGUAGUUUCUGAAUUUCACAGCACAGGGAAGAUUGUUUGAAUAUUUAUUAGUGACAGCAUUUUUAGUGGGUUUCAAUAGUUAAAUUGCACAACGCUUCAAACAUUUUUCUUACACAUACAUAAUUCUGCUUUUCUUCUUUAGUUGCGUACAUAUUUCUCUGUUGCUACUGUGAUUCAUAUCAAAAAGGGCAAAGAACAGGAGCAACUGCUGCUAUCUGGAGAACAAGUGCAGUGCAUGUUAAUAAACUCUCCUAUCUUGCUUGCAGAGCAAUUCUUGCCUGGAUAACAUUUUCUCCUGAAUGUUGCUCUGUAAAAUGCCUUUGUUUUGCUGCAAAUCUAAAAGAGUCUAAACUAGAUAAUCGCUGGUGCAGUUUCUACACUUUGGGGCUUGCAUCACUGGUUUCAGCUGAACCUGUAACUGUGGGGCCGCGUUGUAUUAUCUUUUUUCAGUGGGAGCAGAACCAUUUUGUCACACUUUCAAUUCUGUAGUCACAUCAAAUGUACAGUUGUUCCCUGUACAGAUUCCUUUUUAGCUGAGAAUAUUUGUGUUGCCUUGUAUUACUGUGGGGGGGAGGGAGCGGUUGAAGAACUACAGCACCUGUAAUACUCAAAUAGCGGUGUUGCCUGCAGGCCCACUUUUCCAACGUUUAAAAUUCCUGCUAUCUUCUGAAAGUAAAGCUUUUGCAUUUGCAUUGAUUUAAUGUUUACUGUUGGCUUCAUGCCUACAGAAACUCACCUGUAAUAAUGUAAAGGGGUUAGGUAAGUGUUUUGGUGUCCUGUGCUCGGAGGUCAUCGUCAGUCUUUGGCUUGGGGAUUAAGUAGAUAAAUAUUAUAAACAUGAAUCUGUUUACAACUUAAACUCAGUUUUGGUAGUUCAUGUUUCUAGUUCAUUUACUGUUUUUUCAAAAACCUUAAUUUUCUGUAUUCAGAUGCAAGUAGCUGGUUUAAAGACCCAGCAGUUACCACUGCUGUCCUACGUUUAGGACCAGUGUUUGAAAAGCACGCCACUAGCAAUCGCACUGAUGUGUGGUUUUGCAGGCAAGAGUCCAUUGCUGCUUCCGUCAGCAUGGUAGAGCGGCAAUACCUUGGAUUAUUUGUGGAACUGAUACGAAGCAGCCUUAGAUCCUAGUUUGGCAUAUUUGGUAUCCAUAAAUCUCCUCCAAAAGGCUAUAGGAGGUUUUCUUGUAUCAAAACCUGUAAUACAGACCAAACCUGGAAUGACCCCAGAAGCAUGAGUGUGAUGCUUGGGUUUGAAAAUGCCUGUGGCAAUUCACGUAUGUAAGCUUGCUGCCACCAGCUGUGCUGGUCAGUUGGUGAUGACCAUGCUGUAAACAUAGCGCUAGUCAUAGGGAACACCUUCAUUUUAAAAACAUCCUCGCAGUGGUCCCGAAUCAUUGUGCUUCAGAAGGGGAAAAUAAACACCAAACAAGUCCUGUGUCUCGAUCAAGGAAUACCACACGUGUCCACAAGAAGCAAUAACUUAAAUUACGGUGCGAUAUGCUUCUUUGCUUGUAAAUAUACUGAGGUUGCCAAUUCUGUGCUGUUUCAGAGUAUUCUCUGUCGUCUGGCCUAUAUCUUCCCUAAGUAUGUAAGGGUGUGAAAUAAUUCCCAUACUCAGGUCUGCCAUAAACAUGCUGCUUGCCAGAAGGAGAAGAGUAGACUUAACACUGUAUUGAAAUGUGAGAUUUUUCUGAACUUGUAACAUACCCAUGUAUCUUGAGUAGCAACUUGUGUUUUGAUGUUCAUAGUGGAGGUGGCUAUGAGUUGGACUGUAAAUAACCCUACUCUGUACAACACCAAGAGAGCCAUGCUACUGUCAGCACAGGGCACCCAUUGUCCUGGCUCUUAUAAAGCAGUGUAUCUGUAAUAACACUUCCCUUUUGGAGGAGGUAGCUGAUUUUCUUUCAAUGUGUACAUUCAGCAAUGAGUUCAGUGGGACAUAAAAGCAAAAAUAUGAAGCACAGCGCAAAUUUGUGGUAUUUUAUUUUUGGGAAGAAUAAAGUGUAAAACAGAUGGUCUUAUUUGUAAUCAAUUUAACUUUCAUAUUCAAGAGUAAGCGUUCUGCAGUAUUUUGAAAUGGAAAAUAUGUAGGUAAUGUACAAAGACGUGGGUGGAUACUUGUGACCUUUUUUCCCCCUCUGCUCCCUCCCUUUAUGAUGUAAAGGGGGUUUUAUGACUUAAUCUCAAAAGUCACACAUUUAUCCUAGUUCUUAAUGCUAGGAGCACUGGCUUUUUAAUUAAGUCUUUGCUGAAAGGCUGGAGAGCUGGUAAAACUGAUUCCCAGGAAACUAAAAUCUCAGCAAAUGUGGGAAAGAUAAUUUUCACUCAGAAAUGUUGAUCUUUGGUAUUCCUGAUUGGAUAAUGUCUAAUACGCAAGAUGUGCUCACAGACGCUUUUCGUAUGGUGCCUUUUCCAUGUGAGGGCUCCAGAAACUUGCUCCAUUUCUUCUGUUCCACCAAAAGCAGGGAACACAGCACUUGAAUUUUACUGCUAUCUGUACUUAAACAGCAACAAAGCACACGUUGGUUUUGAUAUAGGCCAUGGUCUCUCUGAGGUUCUGUGAAUGUUAGCUGCUUUCCCAUCCUGGAAAAGAAUAUUUGUGCAAAUUUGGUAUUGCUGUUUUGUACCUACUCAUUUUUUGCUGCACAGCUGGGAGUUCCCUGCCGAGAGACUACCUACCAUAUACCCGGGAAUGCAGAAGUGCUACUACUGGAUCUUCCAGCUCACCUUUGCCAGUGGAGGAUUAUCCCGUUUUCUUUUUUUAUGGGUUCUGUGUUUUAUUAUUCACUUUCCAUCCUUCCAAGCUUAAAAGUAAUUUUAAUAUAAAUUUCUUCUCUUCCUAGCUGAAGACAUGAUACGUUUUAGGCCAUAUCUUUGGACAGGCUUUCCAUCAGCAUCAGUAAAAGCAACAUAAAAGGCUGCAGCUGGAAGAGGGAGGCUUCUUAGGGGUUUUGCUACGACCCAGCGAAAACAUGUUUUUUCCUGCAGAGGUGUCAUCAGCUCAUACCACUUAACUUCAUGUAGUUCAAGUGCAUGAGAAAUUCAUGACAGAACUAUGUCCAGGGUUUGUUUCCCAAAUGUAAAACUAGGGAUGUUUCUCCUCAUGAAUUAACCUGCUUCUAAAAUCAGGUUGAAGAUGUUUUAGCCUGUUGGGGGAAGAAAACCCAAACCAGUCCUUACUCUCAAGUUGUCUUAAGCAGCAUUUUGUUAUCUUACUACACAGUUCGGCUGGCUUCCCAAGCCACUGCAUCGUGUUCUGUAAAGUCAUUUCUCAACUAAGUACAUCAGAGCUGAUGAUGGGAUAAACUGUAAAAUGACCUCACUGUGGGACAUUACUAGUUGCUGAAGACUUGCUCAGGUAAACCAUUGUAGGAAUAUCCUACACCUGAAAAAGGUUGGACUUGGUUGUCUUUUGAUCUAUUAAGUUGCCAGUGUACAAGAAGUAGGAGGCAGCAAGCCCGCUAGCAGGUCUUUCUGGCAGCUUUUAAUCUAUGUACGUUUGUUUGAGAGACUUUUGCCCUUGGGUGUGUUUUGGCAAAGAUUUUGCAAUGAUAAGUAGGAUUUGCUUGAUUCUGGCAGAGUUUCAAGUCUAAGUAACCCGACGUUGCAAGAACGUAAUCUGUUGCUGAAUCCUGUUCCUCUUGUUUUCCCUCAAAUCUGUCCUUUUUAUUGCUAAUUUGUUAUAUUUAAUAGUAAACACUUCUCAACUUGACUGGUUGCAGGCUCUCAAGGUGUGAAAUGCUAGCAGGAAGAGACAUCAGAGUGUGAUUAUGUGCUCUUCCUGUAUAUAUUAAGAUGAAGCUGAAGUAUUCGUUAUCGUACAGCUGAGAAUCCUCUCCUAGCUGAUAUUGCCAAAGUACUGUAACUUUCAAGGAAGAAGGGAGGUGGCUUAGCUGUAGAGGGGGCGUCCUAAUGAACUACUUAAUUUUAAAAGCUGCAGCAUCACGCUGAACAAGUGGUGAUCCAGCAUUAACCUUACCGCUUGACUGCGAAUCUCAUUCUGGCUCUCCCUACCCUUUGGCGGGUACCUGCUGGUAGGGAGCAAAGUGUAGAGUCCCCUCUUCCCUUCUCACAGCGCUAACCCUGCCCACGACGAGUUAGAGGGAACUCCGUGCUGUCUUCUGAAAUGCCACCCGUACGUGCAGUGGUAAUGGACAAGAUGUCUUCCUUCAUUACCCCGAGCAGAAAUCGGAAUGUAAUCUGCAAUGUCUAAUGUAAAACAUGUCUGUAUUUUUUUUUUUAAAUUGAGCAGUAUGAUUACAAGCUGACUUAAGUUGUUCUAAGGUACUCUUUUCCAUGGUCUGCCAGUACAUAAUCAUGAAUGAAAAUAUUUUUUUAUUGAUUUUUAGGUUGUACGUUUAACAUUCCAUCCAUGUAAAAUAUGUACAAAUAUAUGUAAUAAAUCUUUUGAAGCACAA
Molecule: messenger RNA, 7180 nt
Organism: Phalacrocorax carbo (great cormorant)
Lineage: Eukaryota; Metazoa; Chordata; Aves; Suliformes; Phalacrocoracidae
Source: RefSeq, a predicted model, not a curated record